Messenger RNA from Gymnodraco acuticeps, 2533 nucleotides. RefSeq names its product adhesion G protein-coupled receptor G2a (gene adgrg2a). Gene Ontology annotation, cellular component: membrane. The record is from RefSeq and is a predicted model, not a curated record. Gene Ontology annotation, biological process: adenylate cyclase-activating G protein-coupled receptor signaling pathway; cell surface receptor signaling pathway. Gene Ontology annotation, molecular function: G protein-coupled receptor activity. NCBI's taxonomy places the organism in Eukaryota, Metazoa, Chordata, Actinopteri, Perciformes, Bathydraconidae.
CAUAAUUUUGCUGUAAAAGCUUGCUGUUUAGAAAGCUGUUUAAAGUUCAAAUGACUUGUUGAGGAAGUCAUCGAUGAGGCAAUCGUUUUAGUAGCAUUACAACAAUACAUUUAUUAAUGGUGUAGUUCCUUAAUCUGCCUGGAUAGAAUGAUUUUCUGUGUAGCAGAUAGGGAGGAAUCCUCGAUCAAACCCCAAAGUAGAAAACUGAUAUAUUCUAUCAAUACAAUGGCCACUUUAUAACUUGAUGUACUGUGUGUGUUAUGUCCAUAUCCAUUGCAGAGACAACUACAAGUCAAGAGGCACAGGAGGAACUAGCAAACGAGCUGCUGAAUCAAGCACAAAAUGCCUCUCAGCUGAACUCUUCUCAGGUUGCACAGUUGGUUGGGAACUUGGAAAAGCUUCUGGAUGGCUCCUCUGUCUCUAAGGCAGUGGGACAAAAGGUCAUCAGUGUCAGCAACCUGAUGGAGGGCAACUCAGUGGCCCUCUCUGCAUCUGCGAACAGACUGGUUCAAGUGGUAGAAGAUGUAGGUCUUAAGUUGAUUGUCCCUGGUGACAGAGAGAUCCUUUCCUCUGGUUCAGUGGUUCUAGCAGUGAGGAGUAUCGAUGGGACCAACUUUCCACAAACAUCUUUUAACAUUUUCAACACUGAUAAUGUCCAGCUCCGUGCACUCAGCAGAUCCAGGUCCAAAAGGUCAGGUUCUGCUCUUGGGUCUGUUUCUUUGCCCUCCUCCCUCACUGCGGGUCUCAGUCCUGAAGACCAGCAGCUGGCAAACAGGGUCCAGUUCACCUUUUACACCAAACCUGCCCUAUUCCAGGAUGAUGCAUUAAACAACCAAACCCUUGUCAGUCCAGUCCUGGCUGCCAGUGUGACUAAUCUGUCAAUCAGCAAUUUGGCUGAGAACAUUCAGUUUACUAUCCGAAAUGUCAACCCGAUAGAUGGAAACUACUCAGCCUCCUGUACAUUUUGGGACUUCACUCAGAAUGGCGGAGGAGGCUGGAGCUCUGCUGGCUGCUUUGUUGUCAAUAAUACUCCGGAAGAAACAACCUGCAGCUGCAACCAUCUCACUAGUUUUGCAAUUCUGCUGGAUUUGUCCAGAGAAGGAAUUAUUGAUCGUCAACAGGCACAAAUUCUUACAUUCAUCACCUACAUCGGCUGUGGAAUCUCUGCCAUUUUCCUUGCACUCACUUUACUGACUUAUCUUUUAUUUGAAAAACUGAUGCGGGAUAUUCCUGCCAAGAUCCUGGUUCAACUCUGCCUCUCCCUCCUCUUCCUCAACCUUGUCUUCUUGCUGGACGGCUGGCUGGCACUGUACCCAGCGGUUGGGCUGUGCAUUAGCACUGCCUUCUUCCUGCACUACUUCCUGCUUACAUCAUUUACCUGGGCGGGGCUUGAGGCCCUGCACAUGUACCUGAGCAUCGUCCGAGUUUUCACUCCUUACCUCAGCAGAUACAUGCUCAAGUUCUCACUGAUAGGCUGGGGCAUCCCUCUUCUUGUGGUGAUUGUUGUAAUAUCAGUGGACAAAGACAACUAUGGUGUGGUCACAUAUGGAAAAUACACAGAUGGCACUUCAGACGACUUCUGUUGGCUGCGUAAUGACAUCGCCUUCUAUGUGGGAGUGGUAGCCUACUUCCUCCUGAUCUUUGCUCUGUGCCUGCUGGUCUUCAUUAUUGUUAUGGUCCAGCUGUCCCGGAUCAAGAAGCAGAACCCCCAGAACCAGCCUCCCAACAGGGGGGUGAUGACAGAUCUGCGCAGCAUUGCUGGUCUAAUCGUGCUGCUCGGCCUCACCUGGGGGUUUGCUCUGUUUGCCUGGGGACCCCUUUACUUACCCUUUGUUUACCUUUUCACCAUAUUCAACUCUCUGCAAGGAUUUCUUGUCUUUAUUUUCCACUGUGCUGUGAAGGAGAAUGUCCGUAGGCAGUGGAGAACAUAUCUUUGCUGUGGGAAACUGCGUUUGGCUGAGAAUUCAGAUUGGAGUCGGACAGCCACCCAGAACAGGAUGAAUCUUUCGGUUGCCACAGCAACCACCUCAGCUCCCCACUUAACCUCUCGAAGCUCUUCCACCAUCAGUGAUAGCACCAAUAGCAAUGGGUCUGUGUUUGCGGACAGCGGAAUAUCUGACAGCUCCAACAGCGACGCCAUCCUUAACGAGAUUCACAGACUAAAUAUUUCAUUGUAAGGAGAGACCUGACAAAUGUGUCAAGCAUCCAUUUGUGAUUCAAAUAUUUAUUUUCUUUGAGAGAACCAUGGUGGUGAUGGUGACAGUGAUAAUUCUCCUGCAGCAUGAGUAAACAAAAAGAAAACUAAUCACAGGAGUGGUUGCUCACAGAAAUCCUCAGUGUUACCCAAUAUUCCGGUUUUACAGGUGUCAUGAAGGACAGAAGAAGUGAGACUGAAGAACUUUUGCGAGGAGUAUGAUUAUUGCUUGAAUGCAACAAGUUGACUUGAUGCCUUUUCUACAUCAAGAGUAGAAUAUAUGAAGUGUACAGUAGCUAUGCUUCUGACUGAAUAAAAUCAUUAUUUCACUGUAACAGC